GCAGCAGCGAAUAGCCUGCUGCGUUGAGGUGCCGCAGCAAAUCGUCGGCGGUGCUCGACUGGAAUGGAUGCUGCUGCUGUUGCUGCUGCUGCUGCUGCUGCGCAGCAGCAGCAUCGAAGGCAACAGCAGCAGCACUCGUAACUGAAUAAUCCUAGUAACCAAUGUAUUGUUGAUAGGUGGCGGCGGCGGCGGCCCUGGGGCUUUGACCAAUGUGAAAAAGUAACGACAAAUAACAACAGCUGCCGGUGAAACGGUGGCCAGGGAACGACUACUCCGAAGCAUGGUCGAGUGGUGUUCGCUUUGGGUCUAGAUUCGAUUUGUUUGUUCAUAAUAACUUAUAUGAAUCUGCAUGUGUGAGCGUAAAUAUAGACGAAAGCUGGCUGCCACUUAGUUUACGAGUAUGUGCAACGGUGAAAACACAGAUAUAUAAAGAAGACUUCAUUGUGAUUGACUGGAUUGAAUUAUUGGUAAAACAGUUCAGUUAGUUUUGGAAUAACAUAGGUAUUGUUGUCUGUCUGUGCGUGCAUUGCUGAUGAACCACCCGCCGACCACGACCGCUGUAACAUCCGCUGCAGAAAAAAACAACAGUUGUGCCGAAGGACAGGAGCGUCGGACUUUAAACGACUCGAAUCGCGAAGAGUUAGAAGGCUCGUAUUGCAAGAUGUCCAUUAACAAUAACCCAUCAAAGCAGCCUCCUCCAGGAAAAACCCGCUGGGGUCGCGAUCGACUGCCCCACAAGCAGACGGCCAACGGAUUUUCACUAUGGAGUAUUUUAAAGAAGUGCUUUGGGAGGGAAUUAUAUAAAGUUGCAAUGCCGGUGGAGUUCAACGAACCGCUGAGUUUCUUACAAAGAAUGACGGAAACGUUCGAGUAUGCUGGACUGCUAGAACGAGCCGCAACAAAAGAUGACCCAGUUGAACGGAUGCAGUUGGUGUCUGCAUUUGCUAUUGCGGCACUGAGCUCAAAUCUCGAUCGACUUAAGAAACCGUUUAACCCACUUCUCGCCGAAACCUACGAACUCGAUCGGACCAAGCACGAAGACGGCUUUCGGGUAGUGUGUGAGCAGGUGUCUCAUCACCCGCCGAUCUCAGCCUUUCAUGGCGAAAGUGUAAAGGGCACUUACGUAGUCGAAGGGUGUGUCAACCCCCGCAUCAAGUUUUGGGGACGGAGUGUCGAAAUCAGACCAGAAGGAUCGGUACGAGUGCGUUUCCCGCAGCGGAAGAACGAGGAAUAUGUCUGGACGAAUGUAAACUGCUGUAUCCACAAUAUUAUUAUCGGUACACUCUACUUCGAGCAAUACGGCGAUCAGGUGAUCACGUGCGAGCAGACGGAGCUCCAGUGUCGAAUUAAUUAUAAGGCUGCAAAUGGGCCAACAGACAUUCAACUACACAGCAUUCUAGGGUAUAUCAUAAACAAAGCAGGCCAAAAGGUGGCGAAGAUCUCCGGAAGAUGGUGCCACGAGGUGUACACGUAUUCGAUGGCCGCUGAAGGAGGUGAACCAUUAUGGCAGGUCACCCCUCGGUCGCCACAUUCUUCCGACUACUUUAAUUUCACUGAUAUGGCGAUGGCUCUCAACGAAAUGCCCAAAAUUACUGCUCAUCGUAUGCCGCCAACAGAUUCCCGCUACAGACCAGAUAUCCGCCUACUGGAGCAGGGUGAUCUAAAUGGAGCAGCCUCUGAAAAGCAGCGUUUAGAGGAAAAGCAACGGGAAGCCCGGAAAAGGCGUGGGAAGGACGCCGACUGGAAGCCUCUUUGGUUCGAGAAGGUUACAGAUACUUAUUGGCGUUAUGUGGGCGGAUAUUGGGACCGACCGGCCGAUAUGCGUUUACCCGACAUCUUCUAAAGCUAGCAAGAUAUUCGAUAAUAAUAAUAAUAAUAAUAAUAACAAUAAUUUAGCUAUAUGUUUGCUGAUAUGAAUAUCUGAAAUGUUUGACUAGUAAGAAAACUCGUUAGAGCGACGACGAUCAAAAGAGAAAACGUCGCUUCGUAAUUCUCAACCAACUACAGUUUAUCGAAGAUACUUUGACAUAAGAGUCUCGCACGAUACCUAGCGCGCUUUACCUAACAAUUAAUCGGUCUACUAUCUUCACCACUAAUACAAUCAUCGCAUCUUUGUCAUUGUAUCAUUUUUCGCCCUAUAUGCAGAUAUACGCCUCUCCCAAGUAUAUUUAUUGUGACUGUAAUUAUCCGCGCCACCGGGGAAAACGUGUCGGAAUAUUUGUCGCGUAUUUAAACAUGUGUAUUGUACAUAAUCCUACAAAUCCUCUAGAAAUAAUGUCUGUGAUGCUACGAGUAAUAAUACCAUGAGUGCGCAUUCGAUAAUUUCCACUAUCGAAAUAGAUUUACGGCAACGAUGGAGAAGACAACGACGGAGAGUGUUGUAUUUGUUUAUGGUUGUAGAGAAAGUGAGUGUCGUGAUGAGUAACAAAGAUUUUGUUGAAAUGAUAAUAAAAUUCUUAACCCGUGA
Messenger RNA from Varroa destructor (honeybee mite), 2467 nucleotides. RefSeq names its product oxysterol-binding protein-related protein 1-like. Gene Ontology annotation, molecular function: sterol binding. The record is from RefSeq and is a predicted model, not a curated record. Lineage: Eukaryota; Metazoa; Arthropoda; Arachnida; Mesostigmata; Varroidae. Gene Ontology annotation, cellular component: cytosol; perinuclear endoplasmic reticulum; plasma membrane.